UUUUACAAAAAUAGCCACUGCUAAAACCUCUACCUGCGGCUUCCCCUUUCUUCCAGUUCGUGAAAAAGGAGACGUCGCAUCGCACCGCCGUCGUCGCGUUGCCGGUUCACUGAAAAUAUCGUUGAAUCGAGAAAAUGGCUUAUGUUGGGCAAAGUAGAAACGUGAUUCGUCAUGUAGUUACAAGAGGAACAGCUUAUCACAAGUCUGAAAAUGCGAUUCAUCAUCCUCUCCUUUUCGCUUGUCAAGGAGUUAGAUACAGGAAAUUGGAAGUUAUUCUUACAACGGGUAUAGAGAAGCUUGGCAAAGCCGGUGAGACGGUGAAGGUAGCUCCUGGAUACUUCAGGAAUCAUCUUAUGCCCAAACUUCUUGCUGUGCCUAACAUUGACAAGUAUGCUUAUCUCAUCCGAGAGCAACGCAAGAUGUACAAUCAUGAAGAAGAAAAAGAGGAGGUUAAGGUUGUUCAUAAAACUUCUGAAGUCCAGACAAAGGAGUAUGAAAAGGCUGCAAAGCGCCUGGCGAAUGCUAAUUUGGUAUUGAGGAAGUUAGUUGACAAGGAAAAGUUCAAAAACCGCUCCUCAAAAGAUGACAAACCUGAUGUUCAAACUCCUAUCACAAAGGAAGAGAUAGUCUCUGAGGUGGCGAGGCAGCUCUGUGUGAAGAUUGAUCCAGACAAUGUGGUUUUACCGGCGCCUUUGGAAACUUUUGGCGAAUACGAGGUGCCUCUGAAAUUCCCCAAGACAAUUCCUUUGCCACAAGGAACUGUUCAAUGGAUUCUCAAAAUCAAAGUCCGUGGCCAUUAAAAUCUCCACCUUUGGAAGUCUUCCUUCAGUGAUAGUUCUCUUCUCCAAUCUGUUUUAAUUUAGUCUUGGAAUUGCAGAAACAUUGUUAGCAAACACACAUGAGUUCCCUUCACUCUGUUUCUUUUUAGUAGUUGUGUAAACCGGGUUUAGUCCGGUCUUAAAAUUUAAACAGUGAUUCGAAUUUUUGAGCGAAAA
This is a messenger RNA of Arabidopsis lyrata subsp. lyrata, 995 nucleotides long. RefSeq names its product 50S ribosomal protein L9. Gene Ontology annotation, biological process: translation. The record is from RefSeq and is a predicted model, not a curated record. The coding region runs from base 135 to 800 and encodes 221 amino acids. Gene Ontology annotation, molecular function: structural constituent of ribosome. The transcript is spliced from 6 exons. Gene Ontology annotation, cellular component: ribosome; mitochondrion. Lineage: Eukaryota; Viridiplantae; Streptophyta; Magnoliopsida; Brassicales; Brassicaceae.